GGCCCAGCCCAGGAAGCCCAGGAAGGGGAAGUGGGGUGUUGAAGCCGUGGGGCCGACUGGGGGCCGUGGGGGACACGGGGGGGCCCCCCGCCCAGCACAUCGCCACCAUGUCGCUGCCGUCCGUCUACCAAAACAAGUUCGCCGAGAAGCUGACGAUCCUCAAUGACCGGGGACGGGGUGUCCUCAUCCGCAUCUACAACAUCAAGAAGACCUGCUCCGACCCCAAGACGCGGCCGCCCUUCCUCAGUGACAAGGCCAUGGAGCCUUCCGUCAAGUUCAUCAACAAGAAGUUUCCUCACCUGGACGUGCGGAGCAGCACGCAACACCUGGGACCAGUGCACAAGGACAAGGGGGACAUUGCCCGAGCGCUGGGACCCAUCUACCACACCUUCCUGGACGUCCUGGAGUUCAGGGACCAUGUCUACGAGCUGCUGAACACCAUCGAUGCCAGCCAGUGCUUCUUCGACAUUCACGUCAACUACGAGUUCACCAAGAGUUACUUGGACCUGGUCGUUACCUACGUGUCCCUCGUGCUGCUGCUGGCCCGCACCGAGGACCGCCGGCUGCUGAUCGGCAUGUACCACUGCGCCCACGAGAUGAGCCACGGCACCAGUGACCCCAGCUUCGCCCGCCUGGGACAGAUGGUGCUGGAGUACGACCACCCGCUCAAGAAGCUGAUGGAGGAAUUUGGGCCGCACACCAAGGCUGUCACCAGUGCCCUCCUGUCCCUCCAUUUCCUCUUCGCCCGGAGGAACCAGGGGGCCGAGCAGUGGCGCAGCGACCAGCUCCUCAGCCUGCUCGGCACCGCCGGCACCAUGCUCAGCCCUGCCAGCUCCGACACCAUGGCCUGUGAGUACCUGUCCCUGGAGGUGAUGGAGCGCUGGAUCCUCAUGGGGUUCCUGGUGUGCCCGGGGGCGCUGGGCUCGUCCCCGCAGUGCCUGGAGCUGUGGCGGCUGGCGCUGCAGGGCUCGCUCUACAUCACCCUCCUCCGCGACGAGGUCCUCCAGGUCCACAAGGUCACCGAGGAGCUGCUCAGCAGCCUCAAGGGGUACGGGAAGCGGGUGGCCGAUCUCAAGGAGUGCAAGGAACACGCCGUGGCUCACAGUGGCUCCCUGCACCGGGGCCGGCGGGCGUACCUGCGUGGGGCUGUGCGGGAGCUGGAGGCUCUGCUGGAGGACCAGCCCGGGCUGCUGGGACCCAAGGCCCUCUUUGUCUUCAUGGCGCUCUCCUUCUGCCGGGACGAGGUGAGCUGGCUGGUGCGGCACGCCGAGCACGUCACCAAGACCAAGACGCCUGAGGACUUCGCUGACAGCCACGUCGCGGAGCUGCUCUUUCUCAUGGAGCAGCUGCGGAGACUGGUGCGGCGGCAGGCCCGGGUGCUGCAGCGCUACCACGUCCAGUACCUGGCCCGCUUCGAUGCCCUGGUGCUCAGCGAAGUCAUCCAGAACCUCUCGGUGUGCCCCGAGGAGGAGUCCAUCAUCCUGUCAUCCUUCGUCAGCUCCCUCUCAGCUCUCUCUGUCAAGGAAGUCGAUGACAAAGAGCAGUUUGAUUUCACACCGCUCCGCCUGGACUGGUUCCGGCUGCAGGCCUACACCAGCGUGGCCAAGGCCUCGCUGCCGCUGGGCUCCAACUCUGACGUGGGUCGCGUCAUGAACCUCAUCGUCUUCCACACCAAACUGCUCGACUCCCUGGAGGAGCUGCUGGCCGAGGCCUCCGACCUCUCCGACCUGUGUUUCUACCCUCGCGCAGUGGAGAAGAUGUUUGUGGUGACAAUGGAGGAGCCCUCGAUGCUGCGCUACUGCAUCGCCUUCCCUCUGCUCUGCAGCCACUUCUCCCACUGCGUCCACCCCAUGUGCCCGGAGGAGUAUCCCCAGCUGAAGGCCAUGGCGCUGGGGCUGUGCAACAAGUUCCUGGAGGAGGUGGCCCGGCAGGCCAGCACCUACAUCAUGGACGCCUGCGCUGAGCAGCACAACCUCAGCGAGCAGCUGCUGCCCAAGCACUGCGCCUCCACCGUCAGCAAAGCCCGCAACAAGAAGACCCUGAAGCAGCCGGCCAAGAAGGGGGAGCCUGAGCGGGACAAACCGGGGGCUGAGAGCCAGAGGAAGGACCGGACCCUGACCACCAACAUGGACAAGCUGCACCUGAUGCUGGCCGAGCUGUCCCUGAGCCUCAACCAUGUGCCCAACUUCACCGUCUUCGAGCACACGGUGACGCCGGCCGAGUACCUCAGCAGCCACCUGGAGACACGCUUCGCCAAAGCCAUCGUGGCCAUGGCCGGCUACAGCCAGGCCACGCAGGAGGUGUCCCGGCCCUCGGAGGUGCUGGUGGGGCUGAGUGCCUACCUGACCUUCAUCCAGUCGCUGGAGCAGUUCGUGGGCUUGGACACGGGGCGCAUCAUCCGCAGCGUCCUCCUGCAGCAGACGCAGCCCCGCGACGCCGCCGGCGAGCAGACGCUCACCACCAUCUACACCAACUGGUACCUGGAGGCCCUGCUGCGACAGGCCAGCACCGGGGCCAUCAUCCUGGCCCCUGCCCUCCAGGCUUUCACCACGGUGCCCCGGGAGGGCGAGCCCACCUUCAGUGCCGCUGAGUUCUCCGACGUUUCAGAGAUGCGGGCGCUGGCCGAGCUCAUCGGGCCGUACGGCAUGAAGUUCCUCAGCGACAACCUCAUGUGGCACGUGGGCUCCCAGGUCACCGAGCUGAAGAAGCUGGUCAACGAGAACAUGGACACUCUGGUCCAGCUGCGCUCCAGCUCCUGCAAGCCUGAGCAGAUGGCAGCUCUGCUGCCCCGGCUGACCUCGGCCGAAAAUGUCCUGAAGCGCAUGACCAUCAUCGGGGAGAUCCUGAGCUUCCGCGCCAUGGCCCAGCAGGGCCUGCGGGAGGUCUUCUCCCACCACUGCCCCUUCCUGAUGGGCCCCAUUGAGUGUCUGACGGAUGUUGUCACCCCCGACACCGACAUCCAGGUCACCCUGAGCAUCUUCGAGCUGGCCUCGGCCGCGGGGAUCCCCUGUGAGGUCGACCCCGCACUGGUGAACGUCCUCGCUGGCAGCAAGACGGACGGCUCAUCCCCGGAGGAGGAUUACAAGGUGGCCUGCCUGCUCCUGGUCUUCGUGGCCGUGUCCCUGCCCCUGCUGGCCUCCGACCCGGCGUCCAUCUACAACACCGAGGUGGACGGCUACAACAACAACAUCCACUGCCUGGCCAAGGCCAUCAUCCACGUGUCGGCCGCCCUCUUCACCGUCCACAACAAGAACAUCGAGACCCAUCUCAAGGAGUUCCUGCUGCUGGCCUCCGUCAGCCUCCUGCAGCUGGGCCAGGAGACGGACAAGCUGCGUGCCCGGAACCGCGACUCCAUCUCCCUGCUCAUGCAGCUGAUCGUGGCGGAGUCGUCCUUCCUGACGGUGGACAUGCUGGAGACCUGCUUCCCCUACGUCCUGCUCCGCAACGCCUACCGCGAGGUGUGCCGGGAAAACCUGCUCAGCAGGGUCCCCUCGCACUGAGCCCGGCCCCCGCAUCUCCCCCUCCCCUCAAACCCCUCAAACCACCCUGUGCCGGGACCCCCAGGUCCUUCCUCAACUGCUGGAUGCCACCACAGUGUCCCCAUCUGUCCUUGUCCUGUCCCUCAGUCAUCACUGCUUUCACUAAAGCACGUUUCCCCUCCGACGGCUUCAUCCGACUCCUGCCUGAGGGGGAUCUGGGGAAUAUUUGGGGCUGGGUCUGCCCCAGCACCCUGGGGGGUGCCUAGCCCUGUGUCUCCGGCAGGAAUAACCUCCUGCUGGUCCCCCUCGUGGGGGUUCAGGAGGGUCUGGGGGUACUGGGGACCUCGGGGGGCUGCGACACGGAGGGACUCGAGCUGCUGGCAGGAUUUACCAGCUUUAAUUAAAGCUGUUGCUUCUCGUGGCAACGAUGCUGGCCGGCCCCGUGCCUCAGUUUCCCUUCUCCCGCCCAGCCGGGGAUGUUUCAAGUCACGUUUCCCCCCCUUCCUCCUCCUUUCCCCCAUCUUAGGGUGUUUAUUUUUCUCCCGUGCAGCAUCUUGGGGGAAAAUUAAUGGGGCGAGGGAAGGAGGCGGCAGGGCGGCCGUUGCCAUUCCGCUCACGGCCGGCUGCUCCGGGAUGAGUCACCGGCCGUGCCGGGAGGGGGGGACGGCGGCUGCCGUGGCCGUGAGCCCCCCUCGGCAGAGCCCCCCUCGGCAGAGCCCCUCACCCAGCAGAGCCCCCCUCGGCAGAGCCCCCUCGCCAGGGCUGGGUGGUACCGGGGCUGGGGGAGGCCGAGCGUGCAGCCCCAGCAGCCGAACCAAACCGCAGCCGUGAUCGCGUGGCCGAGCCCGAGCGUGCGGCCGCCUCGUCCGACACUAAUUGCUUUAUUAAUUCAUCCGGGAUGGAAAAACCACGCUGGAGCGGGCUGGGCUCCCCCGCUGCCCCCCUCCGGCUGCGCUCCCGGGGGGCUGAACUCCCCCGAAUUAACGCCCAGAACCUGCUGAUUAUUCCAGAUUGCUGCAAAAGUCUAUUUUCGCGCUCAUCAAUCACGAUAUUAAGCAGUAA
This is a messenger RNA of Phalacrocorax carbo (great cormorant), 4541 nucleotides long. NCBI's taxonomy places the organism in Eukaryota, Metazoa, Chordata, Aves, Suliformes, Phalacrocoracidae. The record is from RefSeq and is a predicted model, not a curated record.